AUGGGUGUACAGGGACAGCGCCAUAUGCGCACGAGGGGCUUGGCUCAACUCGCGCAACUUGCGACAAGCGCGAGGCGAGUGCGGGCACUGGGCCCUGAGCAUUGCUCGGGGGGCUUAUCCUACAUCCGAUUCCCCGGGGGGACAAACAACAAAAACCACAACCAACAACAACCUCAUCGGAAAAGAAGACGGUCAACAAGAACAAGAACAACAACAACAACAACAACAAGGAUGAACGAAACAGUCCAACAACAACAACUGCACUCAUUCUGCUUACCAGAAGAACUGAUCAGCUCACUACAGACUAUCACUGCCGAAACCAACUACUACCAACCACAGGAGCAGUCAACAAGCACAAUAGAAGAAGAAACCCAUCAGGAAAAUGAUAACCUACUCAGCUUUAGCUGUACGGUCUGUAAUAGCAACUUUGACUCAAAUGAAUUACAACGUCAACACUUCAGAUCAGAUUGGCAUAGAUUUAACCUCAAGCUAUCCACCAGAUCAACCAGUCACAAGCCGAUCGACCAAGCCAAAUUCACAAACAUGCUCGAAGACCUACAAGACUCACUCAGCGGAUCAGACUCAGAAUCAGAUUCUUCGAAUGAUUCAGGAGAUUCAAACCCAGAUGACAAGAAUCAAAACCAUCAAAAACUUGGCUUCAAGUCAUCCAAACAGUUCAAAGAAUCUGCUUCAACUAUCAAUCUCGAAGAUAGAUUCCAGGAAUUGAUCUCCAUCUCCGAAGAACCAUCACUUGACUCAAAGGAACCGAUCAGAUUAUUAUCCCCAUCAAGUCCCUUAAUCUGGUUUACCGCGUCCAAUCUAGAGUCUCCCUCAGAAGACGACCCGAUCGUCCAGCUAGGAUUCUACCGCUCCAUCUUCCCCAACAGCUUUUCAUCACAGGAUCGCUCCCUAGCCCAGGAGCAAGACCAACAACAACAACAACAAGCUGAUAAAUACAAAGCCGAACUCAAAGCCCUCCAACGUCCCUUCCUAGCCUCAGACUUCACCCCUCCUGCAACACUCGAAAUUGACUCUCGAGCGUCCCUUCCAACUUGGACUAUCCUCAUGAUCGGUGGCGGUCACUUUGCGGCUAUGGUCAUCUCUACUAUCCCUAAAUUAAGACACAUUGGUAAAAAUAAAUCACCUGAAAUCGAACCCGUAAUUUUACUUCAUAAAACUUUCCAUCGUUAUACCACCAGAAGGAAGCAAGGUGGUGGUCAAGCUAGUCACGAUGCGGGUGGGAAAGGUGCGGCUAAAUCAGCGGGAGCAAGUCUGAGAAGAUACAACGAGCAAACUCUUUUCCAGGAUAUUCAAGCACUCCUCAAAGCCUGGAAUGAGCCCAUUAGUCGAUCUGAUUUAAUCUUCAUUCGGUCUAGUAAAUCUAGCCUCAAAACGUUCUUUAAGAAUAAGGACGAACCAGAUGGAUAUAAACUUACGCGUGGUGAUCCGCGGGUCAGGAGCCUACCCUUUGUCACUAAACGUCCUACAUUCAAUGAAUUGAAGCGAUGUUUUAAUGAGUUAACAAGAGUCAAGAUCAUCAAGACGACCCGUCGGGAGAUGGCCGAGAAGGAGAAGACGAUGCGAGAGAUAUACGAACGAGAGAAAACGCGACGGGAGUUACAACUAGCGAAAAAGUUAGAGCAAGAGGAGCGACAACGGGCCGAGGAGGAACGGAAACGGCAGGAGCGCAUAGAGCAGACGCGAGAGAAGACCGCAGAAGAGAAGGAACAAGAGCUGGAAGAUUCGCGAUGGGAACGAGCGGUGGAGAUGGUGAAGAAAGGCAAACUAGAAGCACUGCAAGAAUUCGUUGAGAAACAUAAUCAGACAGAAUGGUUUGGGCGGGUUCCAGUUCGAGUUUCCGAGAGUACCGACGUGAGCGGGGGAUAUGUCAGUUUGUUACAAUUGGCCUCGAUGGCCGACCAACCGACGAUGGUCGAAUGGAUGCUCGAGAGCGCCGGAAGUGAUCCAACGAUCGUCGGCCCUCGGACCGGUUCCAACAAAGCACAUCUGACCGCCUACGAGCUCGCGCCCUCUCGACUAACACGGAACGCAUUCCGUCGAGCAAUGGCUAAAAACCCAUCCCAAUGGGACUGGAUCUCUAAAGCUAAAGUCCCCUCGGCUCUCACUGAAGAACUUGAGACCAAUCGAAGUAAUAAGAAUAAGGAAUGGAAUAAGAAACUGAAGGAGAGACUUAAAGAACGUGAUCGAGUUCGUGCAGAGAAUGAGAAAGCCCAAAAAGCUAAGCAACUCCAGCAACAAGAAGAGGAACAAGAGAGGAACUCGAAAGCUGGUAGUGGUGUUCAGAAUAAGCUCCCUUCUAGUGUUAAUCGGUUAGGUGGAGGCUCAACUAAUCGAAAGACUCCUGCUGUCGUCUCUAACCCCUUGGCUGGCUUGUCUGAAGAACAACGGAUGCGAUUGGAACGUGAACGAAGGGCUAGGGCUGCGGAAGCUAGACUUAAAUAAUUCAUAUUCGGACUUUUUCUUAUCUCUCUUCCUUGUGUUGUUUUAUGAAUACCAUCUUUUUUUUUUCCUCGCGCGGAUGAACAGAGCGGUCGAUUUCUCUUUUUUCUUUAUUGUAUAUACAGUCAUUCUAAUUUUUCAGAAGAUAGAAUCGUCAGUGUGUUUAUACAUACACAUUGUCUUCUCAGGUAUAUGAUAAUGUAAUACCCUCGCCCACAGUGCUUGUAUUAAGAUAAUUAUUGGAACGCCCGG
Messenger RNA from Puccinia graminis f. sp. tritici CRL 75-36-700-3, 2712 nucleotides. RefSeq lists its product as uncharacterized. The record is from RefSeq and is a predicted model, not a curated record. NCBI's taxonomy places the organism in Eukaryota, Fungi, Basidiomycota, Pucciniomycetes, Pucciniales, Pucciniaceae. The coding region runs from base 1 to 2463 and encodes 820 amino acids. The transcript is spliced from 5 exons.